UGCUGCUCCGCGCCGCGCGGGAGGGGCGGCUGCGGCUGGAGGUGCGCUCCUGACAACCCGAAAGUCAUUUCCAACCUCAAGUGGACUUUGUUCCAACUAUUGGGGGCGUCGCUCCCCCUCUUCAUGGUCGCUGGCAAACUUCCUCCUCGGCGCCGCUUCUAAUGGAGCCCCACCUGCUCGGGCUGCUCCUCGGCCUCCUGAUCGGUGGCACCAGGGUCCUCGCCGGCUACCCAAUUUGGUGGUCCCUGGCCCUGGGCCAGCAGUACACAUCUCUGGGCUCACAGCCCCUGCUCUGUGGCUCCAUCCCAGGCCUGGUCCCCAAGCAACUGCGCUUCUGCCGAAAUUAUAUCGAGAUCAUGCCAAGUGUGGCUGAGGGUGUGAAGCUGGGCAUCCAGGAGUGCCAGCACCAGUUCCGGGGCCGUCGCUGGAACUGCACUACCAUAGACGACAGCCUGGCCAUCUUUGGGCCAGUCCUAGACAAAGCCACGCGUGAGUCGGCCUUUGUGCAUGCCAUUGCUUCCGCUGGCGUGGCCUUUGCAGUCACCCGCUCCUGUGCCGAGGGCACCUCUACCAUCUGUGGCUGUGACUCACAUCAUAAGGGACCACCUGGUGAAGGCUGGAAGUGGGGGGGCUGCAGCGAGGAUGCUGACUUCGGGGUGCUCGUGUCCCGGGAGUUUGCUGAUGCCCGAGAGAACCGACCAGAUGCUCGCUCAGCCAUGAACAAACACAACAACGAGGCAGGCCGCACGACUAUCUUGGACCACAUGCACCUCAAGUGUAAGUGCCACGGACUGUCGGGAAGCUGUGAGGUGAAGACCUGCUGGUGGGCCCAGCCUGACUUCCGUGCCAUCGGGGACUUCCUCAAAGACAAGUAUGACAGUGCCUCGGAGAUGGUGGUGGAGAAGCACCGUGAGUCCCGCGGCUGGGUGGAGACUCUGCGGGCCAAGUAUGCACUCUUCAAGCCGCCCACUGAGAGGGACUUGGUCUACUAUGAGAACUCCCCCAACUUUUGUGAGCCCAACCCAGAGACAGGGUCCUUUGGCACCAGGGAUCGGACUUGCAAUGUCACCUCGCACGGCAUCGACGGCUGUGAUUUGCUCUGCUGUGGCCGUGGCCACAACACGAGGACGGAGAAGCGGAAGGAGAAGUGCCACUGCAUCUUCCACUGGUGCUGCUACGUCAGCUGCCAGGAGUGCAUCCGCAUCUAUGACGUGCACACCUGCAAAUAGGGAGCCAGGGCACUGGGAAGGGGUAAAGUGUGCGGCUGGGCGGAUUCACCGAAGUCCCACGGGAAGCAGGACCUAGAGCCAAGCCAGCCCUCAGUGUCUGCCAGCAAGGAGCACAGACUUGCCAGCUGCACGCGGUAAACGACAUGGACCCAGCCAGCCUGCGGCAGGAGGCUCCUCCCUCUCUCAUCUUACGUUUCUCACCCUGCUCUGGUUGGUGUGUGGCUUUUACAGAGAGGCUUUCUUUAGUUCUCUAGGGUCUGCUAGCAGCAGACCCAAGGCUUACCUUUGCACAUACUAAAUAAAAAAAAAAAAAUCUGCUCCAACAGAACAGGCUGGGCUAAUGUGAGCUCUCGGCCCGGUGGUAAACAUGAGCAUGGGCAAAAUUCUGUCUCCAAGCUGCUUCUCAUGGUGACAUGCUGGAUGCCUGUGAGGUGGGAACUGGGAAGUAGGACAAACCUCUGCAGUCUCCUUUUCUUAGUCUACUGCCAUUCAAACCGGAUAUACUUUGCCAUUCUGAUAAAAGCCAUAGGUGUAGCUGGGAUGAAGUGUUGGGGAGGUCCCCAGCAGUCCUUCAAGGCAGAUUUCAGUUUUGAAGAAAGAGUUCUGGGUGGCUGAAGAGCAGCUGGCUUCUCAGCCUCAUUUUCUAUAUAAACUUGUUCUGCAGAGAGGCAGUGAGAUGUCAGUUUUUUCCCAUCAUCCUGCAGUAAUUUUCUUGCAGUGGACGUUGUAAAUAGAAAGGUUAUGGAUGGAGCAAGUCUCCAGCUCAAAUGGCUUCGUACAGAAACAAGCAGUUUCUCUGGAAGGAGCUGUUCAAUCUUCCCAGCCCUCCUCACCUGCAGAUUCUCCAUAAAAGCAGCCCCAGAUAGAGCAGUUGGACUCUAGAUCACCUUAGUGUAAAAUUAGACAAGAGCAGAACUCUGUACUGCAAUUCCACUUUUGUGACUAGCAAAUGGAGAAGUGAAGUUUCACUCUCCAGUAAAGCUGGGUCUUCCUGCAUUCUUUCUCCUCUUUGGUCUGUAUGAGUAAACAGAAAUGCAGAGUUCUCCCACAAAGCUCUUUCCCCUCACCUGCAUGUGAGAUAGCAUCAGUCUCUGCAGUUACCAAGGAUCUGGAUUAGGUGUUCAAAGAGAGCAAGCAGUCACUUGUUCCUGGGUAAAGCAUCUCCCAGCUGAGUUCUCCUUGAUGUACACUGGUCCUGCUGAGUGUCCUGGAGGAAGGUAGGCAGAUGGAUUGGAUUUGACAGACUGGAUCCAACAGCUCUGUCUCAUGGAGAAUCAGAAAAAAGAGAUGCAACAGGGGAACAGUAAACAAAGAUCUAACUUUUCUUCCUUCUGUGUGGGGUCUACCUAACCAUGACCCAAGAUACUGGGUCAGCAGUCUCUGGGUUUUACAGGCAGGCUUGCCAAGACGGUCAUCCAGGAGGCUCUCUUGACCCUGAUGGCCAGAAGUCCUGCUAAUGAUAAACAUCCCUGUCCCUCCACAGAGUCUGAAAUGUCCUUCCCGUGUCACCAUAGACUGAAGUUUUAAAUCGUAUCAACUGGAUAAUGCUUGCUUUAUGUGAGAAUACUUCAGCAGAAUGGAUACAAAUUUUUAAGUCUUUUCAUAUCUAUGUAUUCUAUAUUAAAGUGAUAAAGUCAUGUUUCUGGGGCGUAUUCAAGUAGCUGACAAGUAAUUAUUUAAUAAUAGUACAUGAGUGCAUUGUAAUUAUUCUUGCCACCAUAGUCAGGUAAUAGUAUCCAAUGGAAAUUUCCUAUCAACCUGCUGUAUCCAAAGUUUUGUAAAAAGUUGUAGAAGUUGUGAUCUUUUUGAUUUUAUAUUCAAAAAGUCUUUUUAUAAAUAUUAUUUAUUAUACAAUGUAUAUACCUUUGAGUUAACUAAGAUUAUAUAUUAUAUAAAUAUAUAUAUAUUUGGAGAAAAUAUAUUUCAUCAUGCAGUUUUUUCUGUUAAAAGUCAUUAAAGAGAAGGUAAAAAACCUUAAAA
This is a messenger RNA of Cavia porcellus (domestic guinea pig), 3209 nucleotides long. It is a transcript of the gene Wnt3, whose product is annotated as Wnt family member 3. Gene Ontology annotation, molecular function: cytokine activity; frizzled binding. The transcript is spliced from 5 exons. Bases 162 to 1229 code for a protein of 355 amino acids. Lineage: Eukaryota; Metazoa; Chordata; Mammalia; Rodentia; Caviidae. Gene Ontology annotation, cellular component: extracellular region. The record is from RefSeq and is a predicted model, not a curated record. Gene Ontology annotation, biological process: multicellular organism development; canonical Wnt signaling pathway; neuron differentiation.